Molecule: messenger RNA, 1242 nt
Organism: Gossypium arboreum
Lineage: Eukaryota; Viridiplantae; Streptophyta; Magnoliopsida; Malvales; Malvaceae
Product: 14-3-3 protein 7-like
Exons: 7
Coding region: 224-979 (251 amino acids)
Biological process (GO): signal transduction
Cellular component (GO): cytoplasm
Source: RefSeq, a predicted model, not a curated record
UCUACUUUUCCAAGUAUUUUUUUUUUUUUGGUUUUUCGAAGUCCUCACCAGAGAACUCAAUCUGAGCCGUCGAUUUAAUUCCCCCCAUCAAACCACAUCCAACGGUCAGAUUCAUCCCUAAAAGGCAGUUUUAUUUACCUUCCAUACCCUCAUCUUCUCUCCCAAAAACCGCAAAACCUAAAAGAACGAAAAGAGAGACAAUAGAGAAAAAGUAGCGACGAACAUGGAAAGAGAGCAACAAGUUUACUUGGCAAGGCUUGCUGAGCAAGCUGAACGAUAUGACGAAAUGGUCGAGGCCAUGAAAAAUGUUGCCAAGUUGGAUGUUGAACUGACUGUAGAAGAGAGGAAUCUGUUAUCUGUGGGGUAUAAGAAUGUGAUUGGAGCAAGAAGGGCAUCAUGGCGGAUACUGUCUUCGAUCGAACAGAAGGAGGAAGCUAAGGGUAAUGAACAAAAUGUGAAGAGGAUAAAGGAGUAUCGGCAGAGGGUUGAAGAUGAGCUUGCAAAGAUCUGUGAUGAUAUACUAUCCGUCAUUGAUAAGCAUCUCAUUCCAUCUUCCUCGACAGGGGAAUCAACUGUUUUCUAUUACAAGAUGAAAGGAGAUUAUUUUCGUUAUUUGGCAGAAUUUAAAGCCGGAGAGGAUCGUAAAGAAGCUGCUGAUCAGUCACUUAAGGCUUACGAGGCUGCCACCACUACUGCAAAUUCAGAUUUGCCGCCAACUCACCCAAUUAGACUUGGCCUGGCUUUGAACUUCUCUGUUUUCUACUAUGAGAUAUUAAAUUCUGCUGAGAGGGCUUGCCAUCUGGCUAAACAAGCUUUUGAUGAGGCUAUUGCUGAGCUUGAUAGCCUUAAUGAAGAAUCUUACAAGGAUAGCACCCUAAUUAUGCAGCUUCUCAGGGAUAAUCUCACCUUGUGGACCUCAGAUCUGCCGGAGGAAGGAGGUGAGCAAUCGAAAGGAGAUGAGCCUCAGGCAGAGAGUUAAUUCGAUGGAAGAGCAUUGUUCUAAGACUGGUUUGUCGAGGUAGGAAAGAGUUUGCCGUUAGAGUGCCUUACUUUCAACUCGUAGUAAUACCCGGAUUUGUGACCUAUGGCUUGUAUCCAAUUUGUUGGCCAAAAUGUUUGCAGACUGUGACCCUGCUUUCUCUUAUGUUUAAACACGAUUGAAUAUGUUUUUUUCUCAUAUUUUGUUUUCAGUUUUUGUGUUGUCUUUUAGCGAUGUGUGAUUAUUUGCUUUCACUUCUUCAA